AUGGAUAUGGUGUAUAUUCCCGCCUUCAUCCUCAUAUUCCUAAUCUCACUCUGCCAAUCCGACAACCAGCUGACACAAACAAAGCCACUCUUGCCCAAUGACACGCUCAUCUCGGAAGGCGGGGACUUUGCUCUUGGCUUCUUUUCCCCUACCAAUUCCAGCAAGAAGUUAUACAUAGGAAUUUGGUACCACGGCAUUGCAGAACGCACUGUGGUCUGGGUCGCCAACCGUGACAACCCAAUCACAACGCCAUCAGCGAAGCUCGCCAUCACUAGCAACUCAGAGCUGGUGUUGUCGGAUUCCCAGGGCCACACUCAUUGGACAAGCAACACAAGUGGAGGUGCCGGAGCUUCUGCGGUGCUACUCAACUCUGGGAACUUUGUCCUUCAGUCGCCGAACGGCACAGAGAUAUGGCAAAGCUUUGAUCACCCGACCGAUACAAUUCUUCCAACCAUGAGGGUUCUGAUGAGCUACAAGGCGCAAUCGGUAACACGCCUCGUUGCUUGGAAGGGUCCUGGCGAUCCAUCAACUGGGGAUGUCUCUUGUAGCGUUGAUCCUGCCUCGAACUUUCAGAUGUUCAUUUGGAAGGGGACUUUGCCGUAUUUCCGUUUCUCUCUUUUUACUGAUAAUUCGGUGUCUGGUGGCUCAUACCAGAGCAAUGGUAUCUCCAUCGUCAUGUACCAAGAGAUGAUCAACACAGGGGACGAGUUAUACUAUACGUACACAGUCUCUGGCUCACCCUACGUACGCAUGUCUUUUGAAUACACAGGCAAGGCGGGUCUCCUGAUUUGGAACAGCACCACGUCGUCAUGGGCAGUCAUUUCUGAGCGUCCUAAUGCUGACUGUGAGCUCUAUGCUUCUUGUGGUCCGUUCGGCUAUUGCGACCACACAGAGGUAGUCCCAUCCUGCCGGUGCCUUGAUGGGUUUGAGCUCCUGGACAGUCUCAAUUUCUCUAGAGGAUGCCGGAGAAAGGAAGCGCUAAAAUGUGGAAACAAAGACUAUUUCAUCACCAUGCCUAAUAUGAAGGUUCCUGACAAGUUCUUGCACAUUAGGAAUAGAAGCUUCGAUCAGUGUGCAGCCGAGUGUACUCUAAACUGCUCGUGUGUGGCAUACUCCUAUGCCAACCUAAGCAAUGUUGGUACUACGGGUGACACAUCGAGGUGUUUGGUCUGGACUGAUGAUCCUAUCGACAUGGAGAAGGCCAGCUUUUUAGACAACUUAAUGUACAUCCGUCUUGGCCAAUCUGCUGUUCAUAAGAAGAGCACUUUGCUGAAAAUUUUACUCCCAACUAUAGCAUGUCUGCUGCUACUCACACUCGCAGCCCUUGUCUGGACAUGUAAAAGCAGAGGCAAACUGCGAAAGAAGAGAGUCCAGAAAAGAAGAAUGCUAGAAUACUUGAGUUCUACAGAUGAACCUGGGGGCAAGAAAAUAGAGUUCCCAUUUAUUAGCUUUGAAAACAUUGUCACAGCAACAGACAAUUUCUCUCAUUGCAAUAUGAUUGGGAAAGGAGGUUUUGGCAAAGUAUACAAGGGACUGUUGGAAGGUACCAAUGAAGUAGCUGUCAAGAGACUUAGUAAGAGUUCUAGGCAAGGUGCCGAGGAGUUCAGAAAUGAAGUAGUCUUGAUUGCAAAGUUGCAGCACAAGAACCUAGUUAGGCUUCUCGGUUGUUGUAUUCAUGAAGAUGAGAAGCUGUUGGUUUAUGAAUAUAUGCCCAACAAAAGCUUGGAUUACUUUCUCUUCGGUACAUUCACUUUCAAAAAUUUUAAUACUGUUGGUGCAUUUUCAGUCAAGUCAGACACCUACAGCUUUGGUGUUCUACUAUUGGAAAUUGUGAGUGGAAUAAAGAUCAGUUCACCAAACCAUAUGAUGGAUUUUCCUAACCUUAUAGUCUAUGCAUGGAACCUAUGGAAGGAUGACAAGAUAGAAGAUUUGGUGGACUCAUCUGUUAAAGAGAAUUGUCCUCUCGAUGAAGUUUCACGAUGCAUCCAUAUAGGACUUUUGUGUGUUCAAGACAGUCCAAACUGUAGGCCACUAAUGUCAGCAGUUGUGUUCAUGCUGGAGAACAAAACCACUCCACUCCUAAUACCAAUACAACCUGUGUAUUUUGCACGUAGGGAUGCCAGACCUGAAAAUGCUGCCGAUGAUAGGGUAUUAUCCGUGAAUGACAUGAGCCUCACGGUGCUAGAGGCCCGUUAG
Molecule: messenger RNA, 2196 nt
Organism: Miscanthus lutarioriparius
Lineage: Eukaryota; Viridiplantae; Streptophyta; Magnoliopsida; Poales; Poaceae
Source: the annotation of a GenBank genome assembly